This is a messenger RNA of Acytostelium subglobosum LB1, 3702 nucleotides long. RefSeq lists its product as hypothetical. NCBI's taxonomy places the organism in Eukaryota, Evosea, Eumycetozoa, Acytosteliales, Acytosteliaceae. Gene Ontology annotation, molecular function: phosphatidylinositol kinase activity; protein binding; calcium ion binding. The annotation marks the transcript as partial. Gene Ontology annotation, biological process: phosphatidylinositol metabolic process. The record is from RefSeq and is a predicted model, not a curated record. The transcript has 5 exons.
CAAGACAAGACAAGACAGGACAGGAUGACCAUCUGUCCACCGGUGGCAGCGAGCAACUGGCUGUUCUGGUCAUCGUUGGAUGACAAGCUGUUCAGUACACCGACAUUUGUAUUACAGAGAUAUGGUGGUCCACUUUGGUGGGCUGCAAAGUAUCGUAUUCUAUUGCUGGUCGAAGGUGGCUAUGCAAAUGGCUACCUCAUAGCACAUAGUUCAUCUUAUAAUGAGAUCAUCGAGCACUGGGCCAUUAUAAUGGCUGUCUAUCUGGACAAGGUUGAGAAGACUGGUCUAUCACACUUCUCUGAGCGAUAUCUACUACAUCUAUUCAAGAAGUUGGCAAAGAAGAUGACCAUGUUCACUGAUCAUACUGAAGAACAUCAACAACAACAACAGCAACAGCAACAUCAAGAUACUACAUCAACACAACCACAACAACAACAUAGUAUCCCAUCAAACAACUCGAUUGUCUCAUCUCUGGACGAGGCGUCAAAGCCAUCAUCAAACAUACGUAUUGGAGUGCAACGUCAUGUCGCCAAGCUGUUCAAUGUGUUGUACCAUCACGACCCUAUAACAAUAUUGGAGAGAGUGUUCUCAAGCGAGUUCCCCAGCAAUGAAUGGGUCGAAUGGAUGGAUGAUCACACAGGCAUGCGUCCCAUCCAUCUGGCCGUCGAGAAGAUGGACAUGGCGCUAAUCAAGUAUCUAUUGGACAAGAAGGCCGACGUCAAUGUCAAGGACAAGCAGGGCUGGUCCCCGCUACACUUUGCUGCGUACGCGGGCAACCUUGACGUAUGCCGUCUGCUUGUCGAGCAGGGCAACGCGGCGGUGAUGACGAUAUCAAAGGACGGCACGCUCCCUCUACACUAUCUAGCGCGACACACCUUCUCUGAGGCUGAGGUCGGCAAGUUCACACAGCUGCUCUCAUUGCUGCUGAGUAGGGGGACGCCCAUCAACGCCAGGACUAUACGCGGCGAGACAGCAAUGCAUCGAGCCGGAUACUUUGGCUCGACCCAGGUGGUCCAGUUCCUGCUGGACAACAAGGCCGAUCUCAACGUUCAGAAUGAGCGUGGUGAGACCGCACUGUACUUUGCAAUCAUUGGACACAAUACAAACAUUGCCACACUCAUGGUUGAACAUGGUGCCGACUGUAACAUUGGAGGUGCCACCGGUAGCGCACUGGAUGCAGCUCGCAAGACUGGACAGACUGACCUGUUGCUCGUACUGACCGGGCAAUCAAAGUCAGAUGAGUUGGAGCAUGAGGGCGACCAUGAUCACGUCGAACCGACCAACGACACAGCACAGGAAGUGAAGGCAGUCACAGAUACAUCAACAAGCAACACAGACAACAACAACAACAACAACAACAACGACGAACAAGUCAACGAACAGACUGUCGUGCAAGACAUCAUCGAGAACAAGGCCACGACAGACAAACAACAACAGCAGACAAGCGCAACAGGCUUCUAUCCACAUGUAUUUGUGCUCAAGGACUUUAAGGGACCGGUCUGGUGCUCAUUGUGUGGCUACUUCCUCUGGGGCAUACGACGUCAGGGCUUUGCAUGCGAGGUGUGUGGCUACUGUGUACAUCCAAAGUGCAAGAAGAAGGCAACCCUUACCGAGCCCUGCUCAGUUAGCAGAAAGAGAUUGGAAGGAUUGUACAAUCAAUUCAACACAUUGGAUAAGGAUCAACAGGGCUAUCUAUAUAAGAAGGAGUUUGGUGAUUGCCUUGGACCAAUGAUCAGCGAUGCAAUAGAGUUUGCUGAUGCCAUAUUCCAAUCAUUCGAUACCAACAUGGAUGGAAAGAUGGAUUUGAAAGACUUCCUCAACGGUGUAUCAUUGCUACAGAAUGCCUCAUUCGAAGAACAAGUUCAAUUUGCCUUCAACAUGUUGGAUCGAAACAAGUUGGGCUACGUCACAGUCCGCGAGUUCCUGAAUAUACUUCAAUCAAUCUUCCACUCUUUGGCCAACUUAAAGAUCAAUAGUGUCUCACCGGCCGUGUUCAUAUGUACCAUAUUCCCCAAGACCAUUGUAUUCAAGAGGAGAGAGCCCUAUGGCCUCUCACCAAACCCAAACAACGUUGGUACACCAACAACAUCACAAAUACAUCAAUCGAUUCAAUCACCGCCACCAGUACAACCACAACAACCUACAUCACCUUACCAACCUGGCAAACUUACCAAGAGCCUGUCAGUGGAUUCGCGCAUUGGCAAACAUCGUGGAUCAUUGGAUCCUAUUGUCCUCUCAACCAUCGGCUCACCAGAGCAUGAACAUGAUCAAGAACAGGAGGAUGACCAUCACCAUGAUCAUGAGCAAGAGCAAGAGCAAGAACCAGACUCUGAACCCGAAUCACAAGCGCAUAUUCUAAGCACACUUGGCUCAAUGAUGGCGCACUCGACAACAACGUCAACGUCAACAACAGAGCCAUCAUAUGACGACCAGUUCACAAAGAAGCUCAACUUUGAUGGACGUAUCUACUUUGAGGACUACCGCAUCGCAAUGUUGCGCCACUCACACUAUGUCCAGUCGUUGGGAGUCGUCGAGAACAACAGCCUAGAGGAGCAGAACCAGAUGUCCAAGUGGAUGAGCUUCGAGGGCAAGGAGAUCACACUGGGCCACGACAACUGGUUGACGAUGCAGUACAUCAUGAUCGGCAUCAGAAAGGCCAUUGGCGAAGCGCUGACCUUACCAACCCGCAAGCUCAAGCAGAAGGACUACGAUGUGGUCGUUGAAUUCAAGUACGAUGGGUGGACGUUCCGCGACUGCUCUCCACUGCCCUUCAAGAAGGUGCGCGAUCGUCUGGGCAUCGACCCCAAGUACUACAUGUUCACGCUCGGACCCGAGAAGAUCUUUGGCAACCUGCUCAUGGGCAACCUGUCCGUGCUGUGCGAGGUCGUGUCGAGUGGGCGCAGUGGCAGUAUGUUCUUCCGCUCGAACGAAGGCCGCUACCUUCUCAAGACCAUCCCGCAGAAUGAGGAGGCCGUUCUCAAGUCCAUACUGCCGGCCUAUGUGCAGCACUUGGAGCGCCAUCCCAACAGUCUGUUGGCCAAGACAUUGGGCUGCUACAGCAUGAUGAAGACCAAGGACUUUAGGUUCAUCGUCAUGAACAAUCUGUUCUUCACGCCGCUGCCCAUCCACGAGAAGUACGAUCUGAAGGGAUCUACCAUCGGACGACACGUCGAGCACGUCAAGGACGAGGACAACCCUGCCAACAUUGCCGAGGUCGCCCUGAAGGACUUGGACUUUAAGCGAAAGCUACACAUUGGACCCGAGCUCAAGGCGGCACUCAUGGAGCAGAUUGAGCAUGACACCAUGCUGCUCGAAUCGAACAACAUAUGCGACUACAGUCUGUUGGUGGGUGUGCAUCGCAUCGAUGAGUUCUCUCCAUUGGCACUGGACUCUGACAAUCCAGAGUCGUCAUCACGUGACAUUAUCGAUAUGCUGGAUGAAGGAUUCUUCAAGUCCAACAGCAGCAGCGCCAACAACACAAUUGGAAAGAGUUCUAUCUUCCAGCAACACUAUGGCGGCAUCCUGUCGUCUGACAAGAAGGAAGUAUACUUCAUUGCCAUCAUCGACAUCCUCACCUCAUGGGACUUCCGCAAGAAGUAUGAGAACAUGUUCAAGUCAUUGGUACAUGAAUCUUCACAACUAUCAGCAAUCGAUCCAGCAAGAUAUAGGAAGAGAUUCCAACAACUAGUGCAUCACAUUGUA